Molecule: messenger RNA, 678 nt
Organism: Monascus purpureus
Lineage: Eukaryota; Fungi; Ascomycota; Eurotiomycetes; Eurotiales; Aspergillaceae
Source: the annotation of a GenBank genome assembly
AUGCCUGGAUCUCCCAAAGCUGAACGACUCGACCCCAACGUGGACGCCAACAUGGACAUCAGAGUGUUUGCAGAUAUGCCUCAACAACAGCCUCGACCACAGCGCAACCGGCGUCGCAGGAUAGUCGUCGCAAUGACAGGUGCCACCGGCGCAAUCAUGGGAAUAAAGGUCCUUAUCGCCCUUCGCCGUCUCAACGUCGAGACACACCUAAUAAUCAGCAAAUGGGCCAGCGAAACCAUCAAAUAUGAAACCGACUACCACGUACCGAAUGUAAAAGCGCUCGCAGACUACGUGCAUAAUGUCAACGACAUGGCGGCUCCAAUCGCAAGCGGGUCAUACCGCACAGACGGCAUGAUUGUCGUGCCCUGCAGCAUGAAGACGCUGGCGGCCAUCGCGACAGGAUUCUGCGAUGAUCUAAUUUCACGGACGGCGGACGUGAUAAUGAAAGAGCGCCGACGUCUCGUCCUGGUGACGCGCGAAACACCACUGAGCGACAUCCACCUUCGGAACAUGUUAUCCGCGACGCAGAGCGGAGCAGUCAUCUUCCCUCCUGUGCCGGCAUUCUAUAUCCGGCCUGGAUCGGUGGAUGAUUUGGUCAAUCAGAGUGUGGGAAGGAUGCUAGAUCUGUUCGACCUUGACACGGAAGAUUUUGAGCGAUGGGAUGGUUGGAAGGGUUGA